This is a messenger RNA of Meriones unguiculatus (Mongolian gerbil), 2587 nucleotides long. It is a transcript of the gene Hsp90ab1, whose product is annotated as heat shock protein 90 alpha family class B member 1. Gene Ontology annotation, molecular function: disordered domain specific binding; ATP binding; ATP-dependent protein folding chaperone. NCBI's taxonomy places the organism in Eukaryota, Metazoa, Chordata, Mammalia, Rodentia, Muridae. The coding region runs from base 155 to 2329 and encodes 724 amino acids. Gene Ontology annotation, biological process: protein stabilization; protein folding; cellular response to heat. The record is from RefSeq and is a predicted model, not a curated record. Gene Ontology annotation, cellular component: plasma membrane; perinuclear region of cytoplasm; cytosol. The transcript has 12 exons.
GGCGGAGCCCCGGCUGUGCUUCGCCUUAUAUAGGGCGGCCGGGGGCGUUGGGGAGCUCUCUUGAGUCACCCCCGCGCAGCCUCGGCUUGUUGUGCGAGUCGGACGUGGUCCGGGCCCACCCUGCUCUGUCCUCCAGUUUGGCUUUCCCGUCAAGAUGCCUGAGGAAGUGCACCAUGGCGAGGAAGAGGUGGAGACCUUUGCCUUUCAGGCAGAAAUUGCUCAGCUCAUGUCCCUCAUUAUCAAUACUUUCUAUUCAAACAAGGAGAUUUUUCUCCGGGAGUUGAUCUCUAAUGCUUCUGAUGCCUUGGACAAGAUUCGGUAUGAGAGCCUGACUGACCCUUCCAAGUUGGACAGCGGCAAAGAGCUGAAAAUUGACAUCAUCCCCAACCCUCAGGAGCGCACGCUGACUUUGGUGGACACAGGCAUUGGCAUGACCAAGGCUGACCUCAUAAAUAACUUGGGAACCAUUGCUAAGUCUGGCACAAAAGCAUUCAUGGAGGCUCUCCAGGCUGGUGCAGACAUCUCCAUGAUUGGGCAGUUUGGUGUUGGGUUCUAUUCGGCCUAUCUAGUAGCGGAGAAGGUGGUUGUGAUCACAAAGCACAACGAUGAUGAGCAGUAUGCCUGGGAGUCUUCUGCUGGUGGCUCCUUCACAGUUCGUGCAGACCAUGGUGAGCCCAUUGGCCGGGGCACCAAGGUGAUCCUUCAUCUCAAAGAAGACCAGACAGAAUACUUAGAAGAGAGGAGGGUCAAGGAAGUGGUGAAGAAGCACUCACAGUUCAUUGGCUACCCCAUCACCCUCUAUUUGGAGAAAGAACGAGAGAAGGAGAUCAGUGAUGAUGAGGCAGAGGAAGAGAAAGGGGAGAAAGAAGAGGAAGAUAAGGAUGACGAGGAGAAGCCGAAGAUUGAAGAUGUGGGAUCAGAUGAGGAGGAUGACAGUGGCAAAGAUAAGAAAAAGAAGACUAAGAAGAUUAAGGAGAAAUACAUUGAUCAGGAAGAGCUGAAUAAGACUAAGCCUAUUUGGACCAGAAACCCUGAUGACAUCACUCAAGAGGAAUAUGGUGAAUUCUAUAAGAGCCUCACUAACGACUGGGAAGACCACUUGGCAGUAAAGCACUUCUCUGUAGAGGGUCAGUUGGAAUUCAGGGCACUGCUCUUCAUUCCUCGGCGAGCUCCCUUUGACCUUUUUGAGAACAAGAAGAAGAAGAACAACAUUAAACUGUAUGUUCGUCGUGUGUUCAUCAUGGACAGUUGUGAUGAGCUGAUACCUGAGUACCUCAACUUUAUCCGUGGUGUGGUUGACUCCGAGGACCUGCCCCUGAACAUCUCCCGAGAAAUGCUGCAGCAGAGCAAGAUCCUGAAAGUCAUCCGCAAAAACAUCGUGAAGAAGUGCCUUGAGCUCUUCUCGGAGUUGGCUGAAGACAAAGAGAACUACAAGAAGUUUUAUGAGGCAUUCUCCAAGAAUCUAAAGCUUGGAAUCCAUGAAGAUUCUACCAACCGCCGCCGCCUCUCUGAGCUCCUCCGCUAUCACACCUCUCAGUCUGGAGAUGAGAUGACGUCCCUGUCAGAGUAUGUGUCUCGCAUGAAGGAGACACAGAAGUCCAUCUACUAUAUCACUGGUGAGAGCAAAGAGCAGGUGGCCAACUCUGCCUUUGUGGAACGCGUGCGGAAGCGGGGCUUUGAGGUAGUGUAUAUGACCGAGCCUAUUGAUGAGUACUGCGUGCAGCAGCUCAAGGAAUUCGAUGGGAAGAGCCUGGUCUCAGUGACUAAGGAGGGCCUGGAGCUACCCGAGGAUGAGGAAGAGAAGAAGAAAAUGGAGGAGAGCAAGGCAAAGUUUGAGAAUCUCUGCAAGCUCAUGAAGGAGAUCUUAGAUAAGAAGGUUGAAAAGGUGACAAUCUCCAAUAGGCUUGUCUCUUCACCCUGCUGCAUUGUCACAAGCACCUAUGGCUGGACAGCAAACAUGGAGCGGAUCAUGAAGGCCCAGGCACUGCGGGACAACUCUACAAUGGGCUACAUGAUGGCCAAAAAACACCUAGAGAUCAAUCCUGACCACCCCAUUGUGGAGACCCUGCGGCAGAAGGCCGAGGCAGACAAAAAUGACAAAGCGGUCAAGGACCUGGUGGUGUUGCUGUUCGAAACUGCUCUGCUCUCCUCUGGUUUCUCACUUGAGGAUCCCCAAACCCACUCCAACCGCAUCUACCGCAUGAUUAAACUGGGCCUGGGCAUUGAUGAAGAUGAAGUGACAGCAGAGGAGCCCAGUGCUGCUGUUCCUGAUGAGAUCCCCCCACUGGAGGGUGAUGAGGAUGCCUCUCGCAUGGAAGAAGUAGAUUAAAGACACCCCCUCCACCCCCCCAGGCCUCUGUGCCCUCUGUAUAGUUCUCCCUGUGGCUCCCCAGCAGCCUUGACUCACCCGGCUCUGUUCAUGUCUAGAGGAAUUUCUUCUAUCCUAUCCUUAUGGCCUUGUGCCUUAAGGCAGGAAAAAUCCCCUCCCACAGAAUAGCAGGGUUGGGUAUUGUGUAUUGUGGUUUUUUUGUUUGUUUUAUUCUGUUCUGAAAUUAAAAGUAUGCAAAAUAAAGAAGAUGCAGUUUUA